This is a messenger RNA of Staurois parvus, 387 nucleotides long. The record is from the annotation of a GenBank genome assembly. NCBI's taxonomy places the organism in Eukaryota, Metazoa, Chordata, Amphibia, Anura, Ranidae.
UCAGUCUUGCACAGGUGUACCUGCUCCUCCCCUUCAGUCUUGCACAGGUGUACUGGCUCCUCCCCUUCAGUCUUGCACAGGUAUACUGGCUCCUCCCCUUCAGUCUUGCACAGGUGUACCGGCUCCUCCCCUUCAGUCUUGCACAGGUAUACCGGCUCCUCCCCUUCAGUCUUGCACAGGUAUACCGGCUCCUCCCCUUCAGUCUUGCACAGGUGUACCGGCUCCUCCCCUUCACCUGACUGUCCCUGGCCCCGCCCCUUUCAUUCAUUGGCUUUCAGUACUGUCAUUCAUGAAGGCUCAGCAUCACAUGUGGGUGUGUACCUAGGGCAGUCUGCAUGCAGUUACAGGCCACUCCUCCAGACUGACUUCCACCAAUCAAGGCAUGUU